This is a messenger RNA of Microplitis mediator, 1533 nucleotides long. RefSeq names its product HUWE1-associated protein modifying stress responses. The record is from RefSeq and is a predicted model, not a curated record. NCBI's taxonomy places the organism in Eukaryota, Metazoa, Arthropoda, Insecta, Hymenoptera, Braconidae. Bases 591 to 1310 code for a protein of 239 amino acids. The transcript has 5 exons.
CAAGUACAGUCCAUACAAUACACGCCAGUAUAUGUCUGUUGGUUGGUGGAGUGAAUUCUCGGUUGGAAUUUCAUCCGCCAUAAAGUUCCAUCAAUCCAACCGACCAACCAACCCGACACCCAGCACCAUUAUAAUUAUAUCAUCUAUUUAGUCAUCCGUCACCCAAUAAUCCGACCACAUUUUCCCACCACCAAAAAACUAAAUGAAUAAUAAAUAAAUACUUAAAUAAUAAUAAUAACUAUUAUUAUUAUUAAUCCAGUGUAGUGUAAUUUGUGUUUAUUUAAUACGUGAAAGACAAUAUACAUAUAUUGUACAUAUAAAUAUAUACAUAUAUAAAAGCACGAGAUUAAUUCCGUAAUGGCCGCGACCUGACCUUCAUCAUCUGAGAUCUUAGUCCUCGUCAGUCGAAAAAUAUAUUUAUCAUCAAUAAUUAUUUCUUUUUUAAUAUAUUUUAUAUUUAUAUAUUUUUAAAACUUUAAAAGCACACAAAUAAUUAUUAUUAUUAUUAUCAGUACAAUAAAAUAUUAAGACUAGUGAUUAAGAAUAGGAAGAAAUUUUUGAACGAUUUAAAAAUAAUAAAAUAAAAUAAAAUGAGUGAUGAUCGCAGUGACGAAGAUCCAAUAAUGGAUCUUUGGUACAGCAAUUGGGAACAACAGUGCAUUGAAUCUAUUGAAUCAGAACCAGAUUAUGAGAGUCAAUUACACAACGAAAAGGAAAUUUAUUCUCAGCAAAUAUGGACGGGUUUUCAGACAACAGCAUCGGCCAUUGCUCAACUUUAUAAAGAUCGUACACAAGGUGCAUCUCUUUGGCUGCCAUUUCAAACGGCCGCUGGAACAGUAACAUCUCUUUACAAAAAUUCUCUGGAUGGUAUGAGAAGAUGCAGCGAACUGGGUGUUGAGAUUGGAAGGCAGAAGAGAAGUAAAGAAAUAAUGAAUUGGGCGAGAAAGAAAAGACGGACUAUUAGACGGGAAGAUUUAUUGGCGUAUUUAGCUGGUAAACCACCACCACCUAGACCUCAUACUCACAGUUCUCCUAAACCGCGUAUGAUGGUAUGCGGUUCACCACCGUCGCAGAGCCCUACAGCUAGUAUGGUUGUUACACCAACACCAGAACCAGUUGAUCAAGAUUCUGAUCUUCAUGCCUUUAGAGAAGCUAUUGCCUUAUCCGGAUCACCGAUUUCACGGCGUGCUGGCCGACAAUCAGAAUUGUCAGCAUUCAUAAGCAGUGAAUUUGCUCGACAUCACAAACGACCGGCAUCACAUGACGUGGACAUGGGCUCACCCACGCACAAACGUUCACGCUUCAUGUAACGAAUCGCGUCGUUGUAAAAUAGCCUUUAAAAAAACCUUUCUACCCUUGAACGUAUUGCUAAAUUUAAAUAAAUUAAACAGCUAAAACAAUAACAAUAAUAACAACAAAAUUUAUUAAUUUUUAUUCUUCAGUUAUUAAAUCUAUACUUUGAUCGCUAACGUCAAUGGAAAGAAAGAAUUAAUUUUUGAAAAAUCAUCAAGAGCCGAUCUUUAAAUUUCAUAG